Molecule: messenger RNA, 828 nt
Organism: Cladocopium goreaui
Lineage: Eukaryota; Dinophyceae; Suessiales; Symbiodiniaceae
Source: the annotation of a GenBank genome assembly
AUGCUGCUGGCACGCGACUUUCUUGAAACUUGGCAUGGGCUGGCCAAGAGCACCCUUGUGCUGGAGUCUAUCUUGUGCGCUUUCUAUCUAGCCUUGGACGCGUGUUUUUCAUGCGUGCUGUCUUGCAUCAGCUUACCUCUUGCAGCCGGUUCCCUGCUUUUUUCAGGUCUUAGUCGCCUUGGCCGCCUUGGCCCCAGGAAGUUGGAGAAAGCGGCAUCCCAGUCGCCCCUGGAGGGCGCACCGCUGGCAGAGCCUAACAUUGAAGCAGCAAAGCCGCAAGGCUUGGUGCAAGACCAGUUCCGAAUCUGCUCCAAUCCAUCAGGUAGCCAAUGCAGCGGUAGCCUGGGGAUGGUGAAGCUGAACAUUUAUGAUGUGUCGCACGAGUCGAGCAUACAGAACCUCAACGUGUUCUUGGCACAUCCGCUGUCACCUUUCAAGUUUGGUGGCGUUUUUCAUGCUGGUGUGGAGAUCGGAGGAGAGGAAUGGUCCUUUGGGUAUGCACCCUCUGGCUCGGGUUUGCACUGCUCGCUACCACGAGAACAUCCACAACAUAACUUCAGAGAAACGCUAGAGCUAGGGCCGACCACGAUGACCAAAGCGGAGGUAGCCGCGCUUCUUGAGACGAUGCUGGACGAGUAUCCUGGAAGCAGCUACCAUCUGAUCCGAUGCAACUGCAAUCACUUCGCAUCCGAUUUCCUCAAGCGUUUAGGUGUUGGGGAGCUUCCUGCUUGGGUUGAACGACUAGCCUGUGGCUUGCCUCCAUGUCAGCUUUUCCCUUCGAUGCGUCGGGCUGGAGUGGGGUCAUUUGUUGGCCACAUGUUGCAAUGA